Messenger RNA from Nerophis ophidion (straightnose pipefish), 3345 nucleotides. RefSeq names its product Glyco_hydro_56 domain-containing protein. Gene Ontology annotation, molecular function: hyalurononglucosaminidase activity. The transcript has 7 exons. Gene Ontology annotation, biological process: hyaluronan catabolic process; carbohydrate metabolic process. NCBI's taxonomy places the organism in Eukaryota, Metazoa, Chordata, Actinopteri, Syngnathiformes, Syngnathidae. The record is from RefSeq and is a predicted model, not a curated record. The coding region runs from base 303 to 1892 and encodes 529 amino acids.
UCUCGCCCACUCAUCUUUCCAUCCCUUUGAACAACACCUUCUCUGAUUUUCGCCUCUUUCUUAAUUCCGUCUCCCGGCCCCUCUCUCAUAUGGAGGUUAGGGUCCUUUUGCUGCAUCUUAUUCGUCCGCAGCUCUUCCACGCCCUCACAAAUCCAGGGUAAGACUUUUGCAAAGAGCAAACCUGAGGAUUGAUGGGGCAGGCGUGAGGAGAAACUAUGUCCAGGCUGUGAGGAGAGCACCGACUUGGCCUCGAAACAUGAUUGGCGGCUGAAGGAGUGACAGGCUGAGUGUUACCAGCUUCGAUGGCGUGGAACAAGAAAGGCAGGACUAAGCCAUCGGUCCCGUCGUGCUCCACCGUUCCACUGAGCCUCCUGGUCUUACUGCUCGCUGGCCUGAGCACAGCUGGACCGCCCCGACCAGCACGCCCUCCACUGCUGUCCGGACAGCCUUUUAUCAUUUUCUGGGCCAUCCCCGAUUCCUCCUGCUCCGCCAGGCCAGACCCUGGAUCUUUUGGAAUGGAACGUGAAGGCCGGGUGGUGGUCUUCUACGAGGACACGCUGGGAAACUACCCGUAUUUCCUGGAUAAAGACACAAAGGUCAACGGGGGUUUACCACAGAACACCCGGCUGGACAACCAUCUGCAGAAAACUCAGUUGGACCUCGACGCGGCGUUGCCCGCCCCCAGGUACCUCGGCCUGGGGGUGCUGAGGUGGUCCGAGUGGCUACCCCAGUGGCUGAGAAACAGGGAGAAGAAGGCCGUUUAUCAGGCAGCUUCCCGGAACCUCCUGAAGGCGUUCUUCCCUAACUGGACUCCCGAGGAGGUGGAAAAGUGGUCCCAGAUGGACUUCGAGGCAGCUGCCCAGUCAGUAAUCAUGGAAACUCUGAGGGAGGUCAAACGCUUACGCCCCAAAGCAUUAUGGGGUGUCUCCCCUUACCCGAGCUGCUACAACGGGGAACCCGCCCAAACUGCUUCAGCCAACUACACCGGCCAGUGCCCCCCUGCUGAGAAGACCCUUAACGAUGAGCUCCUGUGGCUGUGGAGACGCUCGUCCGCCCUGUACCCCCUUCUGUCCCUGGAGAAGCUACAGGUACGAUUACUCUCAUCCUGGCCAUUUUCUUCACAGGGUGGAACGUCUUCCGGGAGGCUUUAUAUGUCCAGUGAAAUCCAGGAAGCUCUCAGAGUGUCCUCCCUGGCCGGAGCCACGUUCGAUCUUCCCGUAUUCCCACUGAUUAACAGUGUGUACGCCUCCACCAACACUUUCCUGUCACAGGCAGACCUGGUCAGCAGCAUCGGAGAGAGUGCUGCCAUGGGAACAGCCGGAGUGGUCAUCUGGCAGAGAAGUGACACCAAGACAGAGAGAGAAUGUCAAGACCUGGCAGAGUUCAUCCGCAAGGUCUUGGGACCAUACUCCAUUAACGUAACCACGGCAACAAGGAUGUGCUCAGCCUCCCUUUGCCAGGGAAAAGGCAGAUGUGUCCGUCAGAAUCCGGACAGCUCCGCCUACCUCCACCUCCCGCCGCCCCCCGACGUGACGGAGAAGGUGACAGAGAAGGCGGAGGCAGAAAAAGCCACAGACCAGCCCGACCCUGACGCUAAAGCAGCUGAACCGGACCCCGCCGAGAUGUGGAAGAAAGACUUCCAGUGCCAGUGGUACAAGACACCAGACAGGGACGUCUCGGAUCAGCAGUCCCCCAAAGACGGGACCUCCAUCAAAGGGCCGCUGGAGCAAAUUCCCAGAGAUCUGAGAGGGACUUUGCCCACUUAUACAGCAGCGUCCGUCACAAAAGGUGCCUCUGGGAUCGAAGCGAGCGAAAGCGCUUCGGUACCGAUGGCCGCGGACCCUGAGAUAAUUCUGCUGCUGCUGGUGGUUGCUUGUCUGUGUGUGAACUAAAAAAAAAAAAAAAAGCCCAACUCUGGACCCUCGCUGAAGUGCCUUUGAGCAAGAUACUGUUGACCAGUUCUGCUCUGGACCAUGACCACGUCAUUAAAUGUUAUCUGGAUGUGCCAACGCACAGCGGCACUGUCACUUAUGUCACUUUUAGGGAAUUGAACUGCUCAAAGCACAAUAAAGGACGUUAUAAAGAUCGUCACCAGCAAUUUGUGCCCACAUGCAUGCAGCUACACUUGUUUGUGAACUAGAAAUACAAACCCCGUUUCCAUAUGAGUUGGGAAAUUGUGUUAGAUGUAAAUAUAAACAGAAUACAAUGAUUUGCAAAUCCUUUUCAACCCAUAUUCAGUUGAAUGCACUACAAAGACAAGAUAUUUGAUGUUCAAACUGAUAAACUUUUUUUUUUUUGUAAAUAAUAAUUAACUUAGAAUUUCAUGGCUGCAACACGUGUCAAAGUAGUUGGGAAAGGGCAUGUUCACCACUGUGUUACAUCACCUUUUCUUUUAACAACACUCAAUAAACGUUUGGGAACUGAGGAAACUAAUUGUUGAAGCUUUGAAAGUGGAAUUCUUUCCCAUUCUUGUUUUAUGUAGAGCUUCAGUCGUUCAACAGUCCGGGGUCCCCGUUGUCGUAUUUUACGGUUCAUAAUCCGCCACACAUUUUCGAUGGGAGACAGGUCUGGACUGCAGGUGGGCCAGGAAAGUACCCACACUCUUUUUUUACAAAACCACGCUGUUGUAACAUGUUCCAAAUGUGGCCUGGCAUUGUCUUGCUGAAAUAAGCAGGGGCGUCCAUGAAAAAGACAGCGCUUAGAUGGCAGCAUAAUUUGUUCCAGAACAAGUAUGUACCUUUCAGCAUUAAUGUUGCCUUCACAGAUGUGUAAGUUACCCAUGCCUUGGGCACUAAUGCACCCCCAUACCAUCACAGAUUCUGGCUUUUGAACUUUGCGUCGAUAACAGUCUGAAUGGUUGGCUUCCUCUUUGUUCCGGAUGACACGAUGUCGAAUAUUUCCAAAAAUAAUUUGAAAUGUGGACUCGUCAGACCACAGAACACUUUUCCACUUUGCAUCAGUCCAUCUUAGAUGAUCUCAGGCCCAGAAAAGCCGGCGGAGUUUCUGGAUGUUGUUGAUAAAUGGCUUUCGCUUUGCAUAGUAGAGCUUUAACUUGCACUUACAGAUGUAGCGACCAACUGCAUUUAGUGAUGGAGGUUUUCUGAAGUGUUCCUGAGCCCAUGUGGUGGUGAUAUCCUUUAGAGAUUGAUGUCGGUUUGUGAUACAGUACCGUCUGAGGGAUCGAAGGUCACGGUCAUUCAAUGUUGGUUUCCGGCCAUGCCGCUUAAGUGGAGUGAUUUCUCCAGAUUCUCUGAACCUUUUGAUGAUAUUAUGGCGCGUAGAUGUUGAAAUCCCUAAAUUUCUUGCAAUUGCACUUUGAGAAACGUUGUUCUUAAACUGUUUGAC